AUGGUUCUAGUGGAUUUAACCAGAGAAGAAUUGAAAAUAAUCAGUGAUAUUAAGAAUAGUAUAUUAAUUGAUUCCAAUAUGGACAAAAGAGAAAAAUCUGCAACAAUUGCAUCAUUGCGAGUGACUCGUCUCCUCGUAAAACACAAAAAACCUUUCACUGAUGGGGAAAUUUUAAAAUCUUGUUUUUUGGAAGCUGCCGAUUCACUAUUUGAUGGUAUGAAAAAUAAACAGGAAAUUUCAAAUUGCAUCAAAGAGCUUCAGCUCUCAAAACAGUCAAUUGUCAGAAGGGCUGAAAGCAUUUCUGAAAAUCUUCUUUCACAGUUGAAAAAGGAUCUUUACGCAUGUUCGUGUUUUUCUCUACAGUUUGACGAAUCAAACGAUGCUAUUGAUAUCGCCCAACUAUGUGUAUUUUCCCGUUUAAUCUUCCAUGAUCUAACUGUCAAGGAAGAGUUAUUUGCUAUUAUACCUAUGAAAGAAAGAACAACUGGUGAAAAUAUUUAUAAUUCUUUCAAAACGUUUUUGUUAUCAUUCGAAUUAUUACCGUUAAUGAAGAAACUUGUAUCCAUAACAACAGAUGGAGCCCCUGCAAUGAUUGGGAAUCAAAAUGGAUUUAUUGCAUUUUGUCGGAAAGCAAACUGA
Molecule: messenger RNA, 639 nt
Organism: Octopus sinensis (East Asian common octopus)
Lineage: Eukaryota; Metazoa; Mollusca; Cephalopoda; Octopoda; Octopodidae
Product: protein ZBED8-like
Exons: 2
Coding region: 1-639 (212 amino acids)
Source: RefSeq, a predicted model, not a curated record